Molecule: messenger RNA, 3312 nt
Organism: Schistosoma curassoni
Lineage: Eukaryota; Metazoa; Platyhelminthes; Trematoda; Strigeidida; Schistosomatidae
Source: the annotation of a GenBank genome assembly
GUACAUACUUAAGUUGUUGUUGGGAUAUUCAGGAAAAUAUCCCAAAAACUUAUCCGGUUAAGUUUAAUGCUACUCUUGAACGUUAAGUGGUGUCACUUCCCUAUUGUUCGUUUCCCUACUAGUCAAUAUUUAUUUCGCGUGUCAUUUCCCCAUUAGUCAAUAUUAUUUCACGUGUUAUCUUUCCCUUGAUCAAUAUUUAUAGUAAUCCUAACUGUAUAAAUAUGCAUUUGUUUGUAAAUCAUUAUUCGGCUCCUGACCCCAUAAACAAUUUUUCAUCUACGGUUCGUGUUCUGUUAUAUUGGAGAUUGGGAACAGUAUUGGGGUCGAACUGGGAUAUCUGAAGCUGGUCAAUCGGUAGAAUUUAGAGUAGCCACCUCGUGAUUCACAAUAGUUGUUCAGUGGUACACGAGACUAGUUAAAAUUAAAAACAUUCGAAUCGAUUAAACUUAUAUUAAAAAUUCAAUAUUAAGCAUAGAUUAGCUAAACACUGAUCACUUUGGUGUAGCCAGUUAAAUCUAAUUACUUUCAACAAUAUGGACUUAGUCAACUACUAACUGAAGUGCAAAGACCAAGCUUAUUUCGGAAAAUAAUGGUAAUUUAUAAAUGAUAUGACAACAUAAAUAUUUCAUAUUUAUAAAUUGAUGUAUGGAUUAAUACCAGUUUAUUUUGAAGUUUAGUGUUUCUUAGCUUGACAAAUGCAUAUCAUUUACCUAACAUUUUUCUAUUUAAUUAGAAAAUAAAAACCGAAGUUAAAUCAUUCAAUCAUUUAAUUUCACCAAUGGAUUCAUCAUCAUUUCAAGAUACACUCAACACUGAUCCAGAAUUAACAUUCGAUGAUUUACCGAUGCCAUUUAAAAUGUUAGGCAAAUUAUUAUGGAGCAUAUUUGAGGAAACAUGGAAUUUAAUUGAAACAAAAGAGAAAUAUAAAAGUCAAAUAAGUCUUGUGAUGUUUGUUGAAGGGUUAUUCAUUCCAAUAAAACAAUAUAACUCGCCAUCCGAUGGUUUAUUAUAUCAUGCACUCAAUGGGAAGAUUUCACCGUGCGGAAAAUAUUUUAUCUCUUUAAAUGAAGAUUCAAUUAAUUCGAAAAUUUGGUUAGAAGUUUAUCGUUUACCAGUAGAUGCAUGGAUGAAAGAAAUUUUACCAGUCGUUCAAGAAUUUCAAAAUGUAAGAACAUUCACAUCAAGUGUGGAAACUUCAACUGAGGAGAUAACCGUUAAUCUGAUCGAACGAAAAUCAUUUUAUGAAAAUCAAUUUCAGCUUAGUUCACCUAUGUUAUUAGGGAGAAUUAAAUAUCCAGUAAUGCCGCCAAGUCCUGCAUGUAAAUCAGUAACAGCAGCACUCAAGCAAGCUAAUGAUAAGGCUAAUCUUUUAAGUUACUCAAAUCUUGGUACUCAUUUGUAUUCCGAUGCAAUUAUUGAAACAAACCAGUUGACAUUCAUCGGACAUCGAAAUUAUCCUUCCUGUUUAACAGCUCUUCCUAAACCACAGCUUGAUGAGAAGAAUUCAGUAUCCGUCCAAGGAUUCACAGAAAGCCCUGAAUCUACGAAACAGAUAUCUGAACCCACAACAGAAAGAAGUCAACCACACUCACCAAGUUCAAUAAAACACCAAACUAGAAAUACAAAAUCUUCUAAACGUAAACAACAGCACAAAGAACAAACAAUAAAUGGACGUAAUAAUAAAAAAGCUGAAAAGCUGAACUCUAAUGUUGAAACUACCGAUGCAUUAUCAAAUAAAGACAACGAUGAAAAGCCAAAAAGGAAGAAUAAAACUAAUAAUAGAAAACAAGAAAUUGAAUUAGAUAUUGAAACAAAUGUAAAAGAUUCGGUUACUGAUGGAACUGAACGAGUAGAUGAUUCAUUGAAAAAAACUCAACAAAAUGAAGAAAUUAGAAGACAGUUAGUAAAAGAUUUAUAUGAAGCACAACCUAAAUGCUAUCCAUAUUUUGAAUUCCUGCCAAUUAGUUUAACCUCUAAUAGUAAACAAUCAGAAAUUUCAUCUUUGACCAAUUUGUCCUACUCUGGAUCGAUUUGUGUUUAUUGGUCCAGAUCAUGUUAUCUUUUCUUUUAUCCUUUAGAUAAAUUCUCUAAAACCGAAGAAGGCGUAAUAGAAGAAAUACGAUAUUUCGGUUCAGAAAUAACUUAUAUUUCAGUUAUCUAUUCUGGUCAUCCCGUCAAUACACAUGAAACGUUCAUUGAUGAUAAAGAAAAUCUGUCAAAGAAGCCAGAUUUAAUUAAUUCAAGAAAUAAUUAUCUGGUGAUCGGUCUUCAAUCUAGAUUAGUUAUAAUUAAACAAUUACAGUCAGGGAGAUACUUACCCCUAUUUUAUACCGAAUUAGGAUCAUUGGUAGAUGCUGGUCUGUUGAUAAGUACCAAAUACAUCAAUCUACUUACUGCAUGUUGUGUAAAUGAGAAUAAACACUCAACCAAGGGUGAUUUGAUAUUACGCAAGAAAUUCACGUUUGAUAUUUAUAAUUUAGAUGAAAAUCAAUUGACGUGGAAAAAAACCGAUAUUGUGGGAAAGAAGAAUUUUCAUUGUCAAGCUAUUACCAUUUUAACCGUAGAUGAUAAUUUCAAUAUUGUUGUCUGUUUAGUCUCAUCGAAGAAUUUGCUCAUUUAUCCCCUGGGUCAUCAACAAAAUUGCCUACAUCACCAACAGUCGGCUAAACAUAAUAUCGAAAUACAUCAGUCAAACCAAGUGAUUGACCGUGAUCUAGAUCAGUUUUGUCAAAGUUCUAUUCAAAUUAGUUUACCUGACCCAUAUGUUAUAAACCUAAACACAGGAACCGUUAGUUUAUUCCCAGAAGUCAAUGAACAAUGGGUAGACAACGUUGAAUUCUACCAUCAACUAUGUUUGACUUCUCGUUCAACAAAAUCAACUACUCAGGAAGGUGAAAAUGACAGUCAUGUGAAUCAUGAAGAAAGAAAAGAAAAAUUAAAUAGAAGACAAGGCAUUUAUCAACUUUGGAUACGAGGAACUAAAAUUGAGCAGGAGAACGAGGAUAGGAUCCAAUCUAAACUAUUUCGUGUUGACUUAGAAUUUAAACCACUUGAAAUUAGAACUGAUUCGUUGGAAUUGAAUAAUGAAGAGAACUAUAAUGAGAUGUCUUCUGAACCACUUCAAAGUUAUUCAAAUAAAUUAUUAAUCAAAAGUUUUUUACAGUUAUUACUUAUCUAUUAUCGAGCAAACAAUUAUCACUCAUGUACAGACUAGCAUUAAUUUAUUAGCCACUGACUCAUUACAAAACUUCAUUGAAGUGUUCAAUUUUCUUUGGAACAAUUUCUGAUGCAAUACAACAAUACAAUUUCUGC